Messenger RNA from Rubroshorea leprosula, 963 nucleotides. The record is from the annotation of a GenBank genome assembly. Lineage: Eukaryota; Viridiplantae; Streptophyta; Magnoliopsida; Malvales; Dipterocarpaceae.
CUGAUGCUGGUAACUAAGGUGGAAGAAGAACCAGAAGGUGUUAAAUAAUAUGGGUAAAGAGGAUAUUACGUUGCAAGGGGUUGUUGAGGGGAUCCAAACCUCCUCCAUCUCCUUCCCCUUCUUGGUCUUUGCAUAUCCAAACAUAAGGAAGGAGACAGCCUCCCCUCCUUCUCCCUCAAUUACCAUCCGUCCCCUUCACUCCCCAUCCCUCUCCGUUGGUCUCCCUCAAUCCAAACAGGGGAGAGCAAGGAGUCGGCCUGAUCCAUUGCUAGGAAGGUGGAGAAAAGGCGAAGGGCUGGGGUGGCGGUGGAGGGCGGUCGGGCACUUCAUAGUCUACUAUGGUUGCUUGGCCGCUUUUGGGUCGAUACGGGAGAGGUGAAUAUUAGGAAGCAAGCGCUGAUUCUUUUAUGAGUUUUGAACUUUGGGUUGGUGAAAGGUGAUGGAAGCAACUAUAGGUGAGGUUCGUUGCGAACCUAGACAUUUGGGUAUUUUUCAUUGUUCUGAGGAAUUUAUAGAUCUCGAAGAGAGAAUUUGGUAAACGAAAACUCUGCAAGAAAGUGGAGAUGGAUUAGCAAGAGAUAUGUAUUAGAUGCAUCCAUUAACAUUUUCAGAGGUGAGUUGAUGUGUUGGAAUUGCAAAUCAGAAGAAACAGUUCUAGACAGGGCAAUUGAUAACAUUUGGAACGCAGCCUAAAUGAGGUUGCUAUAUUAGAAGUUUCAAGUUCAAAUAUGAAGACAAGCAAAGAGGGGCAUGGUAUUAUAUAGCUAAAUACUAAAAUGUAAAAAAAAAGAUUAGUUUAAUAACUAAGUUGGUCUUAGUUAAUGAAACUUUGUACUCACACAAAUUCUUGUGUCUAUAGGGUUUCCAUAUUAGAAGUCUCAAGUUCCAAUAUGAAGACAAGCAAAGACGGAUAUACAGCUGUAUAGCUAAUACUAAAAUGUAAAAGAAAGGAUUAGUUUAAUA